Messenger RNA from Branchiostoma floridae (Florida lancelet), 2175 nucleotides. Its product is annotated as UDP-glucuronosyltransferase 2B33-like. Gene Ontology annotation, molecular function: UDP-glycosyltransferase activity. The record is from RefSeq and is a predicted model, not a curated record. The transcript has 7 exons. Bases 238 to 1815 code for a protein of 525 amino acids. NCBI's taxonomy places the organism in Eukaryota, Metazoa, Chordata, Leptocardii, Amphioxiformes, Branchiostomatidae.
UCUUUCCCAAGUUCCGCAGUGUCACCUAAGUAGCGCUCUAUUUAUGUACUGCAUGCACUGUAUGUGCUUUGACCAGCUGCUCCAUGUCGUGGACCAUCUGUUCAUGGUAUCCCUGAUAACUUCGCUCUAUUCUUAACUUUGCCGCAUGAGUAUGUAGUUUGGCAUGUCCUCUGCACGGACUUGCGCGAUGAUGCACUUUUUUCGCGGUAGCUAGUACUGCCGCUGAUGCUGUAAAGCAUGUCGACUGCAGCUGGUUUCCACCUGUUCCUGGCAGUUGCCGCCAUCUUGUCUCAACAUGUCCAGUCUGCCGACAUCCUCGUCGUGACAUCAACCUACAACAGUCCCUGGAUGGACGUGGCAAAGAUUGCCGAAGCAUUGGCCUCCCGCGGACACGUCGUCACCGUGUUGGCCCAUGCUAAUCAGAAGAGCGACCUGAUGCGUAAAUGGCCGACCUUGCAGUACGAAACAUUCGGCGAUCCCGAAAAAACACCGUCGAUUAAGGAAUUGACAAAAUCUCUGCCUCAAAAGGUAUUUUCCUCACCUAGGACGCUAGACCUCCUAACGUUUGCCAGAGCUUUGAGUUCUGCUUUGGUGGACCUCAGUGAAGAGAUGCUGGUUGACAAUCAGCUACUGACAAAACUGAAGAACAGCCGCUAUGACGUUGUCCUGACGUAUUCUGGUAACUCAUGUGGGCCCCUGGUGGCGCAGUUCUUGGACCUGCCGCUAGUCUGCACGAUGAGGUCGUUGCCUUUGGGACAAGACAUCCGAGCCACCGGUGUUCCCCAUCCUCUUGCUUACGUGCCAACAGUUACAUCGGAGUUGUCAGAUCGGAUGACGUUCUCACAGAGAGUGAAGAACGUGCGGUUUUACUUCGCAGGUUCUAUUGUUGGACAGCUGCUUUUCGAUAAAGGUUUCGACGACGUUGCCAAAAGAACGAUUGGGGAGAAGUUUACCAUGUCUGCUGGCCUGGCAAGAACCGACGUGUGGCUCUACCAAUCAGAUCUCAUGUUCGACUUCCCUAAACCCAUGAUGCCAAAUAUGGUCAGCAUAGCUGGUCACGUGGCUGAGGACGUCAAGCCCCUCAGUGAGGAGAUGGAGAAGUUCGUGCAGAGUUCUGGAGAUGACGGUGUUGUGCUUGUGACGUUCGGCUCCAUGAUAGCAGCUAUGCCUGCAGAAAUAGCCGACAUGCUGGCCGCUGCUUUUGCCCGUCUGCCACAGAAGGUUGUGUGGCGCUACGCUGGGACGCCACCUCCAAGUCUAGGGCCCAACACCAAGACCAUGGAGUGGGUGCCUCAAAACGACUUACUAGCUCAUCCGAAGACAAAGGUGUUUGUAUCACAUUGUGGAUACAACGGAGUAGCAGAGGCCAUGUACCACGGGGUGCCCCUGGUCGGCAUGCCUCUGUUCCUUGACCAAUUCGAUAACAUCGCCAGGAUGGUGGCCCGUGGGAUGGGGGUGUCAUUGGACAUCCACAAGGUGACGUCAAAGGAGGUUUACCGGGCUAUCAGUACCGUGAUUUCGGAUCCUAGCUACAAGGAGAAAGCCAAUCAGAUCUCCACGCAUCUUCGUGACCAACCACAGUCGCCCAUGGAGCGGGCAGUGUGGUGGAUAGAACACGUCAUCAAACAUGGCGGCCUCCCCCAUCUCAGGUCGAGGGCACCCGAACUCCCCUUCUACCAGUACUACCUGUUAGACGUUAUUGCCCUGAUUGUGGCAGUUAUAUCUGCUGUCUUGUUGUCUUGUUGGAAGUGUUGUUCGUUUGCAUGUUGCAUGUGCAAGAGGGAUAACACCAACACCAAAAAGAAAACCAACUGAUCCCAAAGUUCGUUUUGUAAGCGGGAAUUUCCUUCCAAAAUGAUCGAAGAGAAGAAUAUCAUACUCCCCUUACAAAAAUUAUUUUUCUGUAGCCUGGAUAUCCAUAACUAAUAAUGUCGACAUCAUAUUUUUGAAGGUCCGCCUCAGUACAUAGUGAAAUGCGGUGAUGAUGAUGCAUGAUAAAACAAUCUUGUAUUGAAAAAAGUAAAAAAAAAGUAAUUAGUGAGUCAUUAGUGUCGGUGACUAUGUUUUGGAAAUGCAAAUAGAGAUAUGACAAGUUUUACUUUAAAUCUAACAGCAAGACUGUGAAUCUGAUUGCUUUUCUAAGCAUGUCUUUUAUUGUUAGGCAGUAGUAGUGAG